This is a messenger RNA of Meriones unguiculatus (Mongolian gerbil), 1590 nucleotides long. RefSeq names its product zinc finger protein 32 (gene Znf32). NCBI's taxonomy places the organism in Eukaryota, Metazoa, Chordata, Mammalia, Rodentia, Muridae. Gene Ontology annotation, biological process: regulation of transcription by RNA polymerase II. Bases 549 to 1409 code for a protein of 286 amino acids. The record is from RefSeq and is a predicted model, not a curated record. Gene Ontology annotation, molecular function: DNA-binding transcription factor activity, RNA polymerase II-specific; RNA polymerase II cis-regulatory region sequence-specific DNA binding. The transcript is spliced from 3 exons. Gene Ontology annotation, cellular component: nucleus.
GCCCCGUCCAUCUUUCGGGUGAGAAAACGUAUUAAACGGGCUAACGAGUGUUCCUGAUUCUUUGUCCGAAAUACUCGUCCCCGGCAGAGAACCCUGAAUCUUGCAUGGUUUAACGUCCUCAGCAUCCCCCAACUACUGCUCCUCCACGGGUCGGCGCCCCUCUCCACCUGAAACAGCCAGCGCCGCGUUAGCGGUUCGUGUGUCUGCCGCAGCACCGCGGCGGCCCUUCCCACAGUGCCCCGGGGCGCGCGCGGGCUCCUGGGAGUUGUGGUCCAGCGACGCGCGGCGUUGCUGGGGCUGCUACGGGCUCGGCGCCGGCUUUGUCUGUCUGCGGGCGCGCGCCGCUGCGGUGAGUGAGGCCGAGGCCGGGUGUCUGCGCCCGGGAGAGGGGGCUGUGUCGUGAGCCAGCUGCCCCGGCCAGGGUGUUUGAGCAGGCCAGGCAGGCCAUUCAGGCCGCAGUCGCCAGCUGCAGACAAGGGUACUCAAGACCAGCCCAUGGAAGAAUCCUACGAAGAGGUGGUGAUUAAAGUCAUACAGCAGGAGUGGACAUGUUUGGGUUUCCAACAGCUACCCUGCUGGACUGUCAUGGAAGAUAUGCGCAGAAUGUAGCAUUUUUCACAUAUUGGUGCAUCUUACAUGACUUCCCUCUCAUUUUACCAGAUGUGAUGACAGAAGCCCACAAGUAUGAUCAUUCAGAGGCUACAGGAUCCUCAAGCUGGGAUUUCCAGAGUUCUUUCAGAAGAGAGAAGCUGGAACAAAAGUCCCCAGAUUCUAAGACACUCCAGGAAGACUCACCUGGAGUGAGACAAAAGGUCUAUGAUUGCCAGGAAUGUGGGAAAUCUUUCCGGCAGAAAGGUAGCCUCACAUUGCAUGAGAGAAUCCACACUGGUCAGAAGCCCUUUGAGUGCACCCAGUGUGGGAAAAGCUUCAGGGCCAAAGGCAAUCUAGUUACCCAUCAGCGAAUCCACACGGGCGAGAAGCCCUACCAGUGCAAAGAGUGUGGGAAAAGCUUUAGUCAGCGAGGCAGCCUAGCUGUCCACGAGAGACUCCACACUGGACAGAAACCCUAUGAGUGUGCCAUUUGCCAGAGAAGCUUCAGGAAUCAAAGCAAUCUUGCUGUCCACCGGAGAGUCCACAGUGGUGAGAAGCCGUACAGGUGCGACCAAUGUGGGAAAGCCUUCAGUCAGAAAGGAAGCUUAAUUGUCCACAUCAGAGUUCACACAGGCCUGAAGCCCUACGCAUGUUCCCACUGCAGGAAGAGCUUCCACACCAGGGGGAAUUGCAUUCUGCAUGGAAAAGUCCACACAGGAGAGACACCCUAUCUCUGUGGCCAGUGUGGAAAGAGCUUCACUCAGAGAGGGAGCCUGGCUGUGCACCAGCGAAGCUGCUCACAGAGGCUUACUCUGUGAGCACUCUCCUCAAAGGGAGUUCUUAUGAAUUCAGAGUAGAAACCCUCUCUAAUCAAGAACUCUAUCCAACUCUGUAGGGUAAGUGGAAAUUCUUCUGGAAGGACCAGCACUUGAAAGGGCAAACUGACUUUUUCCCUUUCCCCCAAAUGAAUAUGAAAAAUAAAUGUCUUGUUUAUCAUUA